Messenger RNA from Penaeus indicus, 3066 nucleotides. RefSeq lists its product as uncharacterized. Gene Ontology annotation, molecular function: nucleic acid binding. NCBI's taxonomy places the organism in Eukaryota, Metazoa, Arthropoda, Malacostraca, Decapoda, Penaeidae. The transcript is spliced from 2 exons. The coding region runs from base 1 to 3066 and encodes 1021 amino acids. Gene Ontology annotation, biological process: DNA integration. The record is from RefSeq and is a predicted model, not a curated record.
AUGUCUACAUUUAAUGCUAAAGAGUUUUGUGAGAAUCCUACACUUGAACAAUUAGCCGAAUCUAUUAAGAAAGAUGAUUGGCGCUUUAUUGCUCAGUACUUCUCGGUACCUCAUUCAGGUUCAGCAACUAAGAAGGUAAUUAAGGAACUAGUAAUAGAUAACCUAAUUCAAAAAGAAUUACUUCCCCCUGAAGCCAUUGAUUAUUUAAACCCUCAAGAUCCCGAGCUGCUUGAAGUUAGAGACAUUUCUAUUCUGUCUGAGCAGAAAGAGGAGUCUUGGUCCUCUGCUCGACUAGAGUUUGAAAAGUAUGCUUUAGAUUUAAAACUAGAGGUAGAAAGACAAAAAUUAGAAGAAAGGGCAAGAGACAGAGAAAUAGAAAUGGCUAAACUUAAAUUAGAAGAAAGGAAACUAGAAGCUAAAUUAAAUGGCACAAGUGAUAAUGAUUCUGUAAUUAAUGAAUCGUUUAAUUUAACUAAGAAUUUACCCCUUGUUCCUUCAUUUCUUGAAAAUGAUCCUGAUGGCUCAUUCCGUAACUUUGAGAAAACUGCUGAACACUUUAAAUGGCCCUAUACUGAGUGGACUUGGCUUCUCCAACCUAAAUUAAGCGGUAAAGCUGCCAUCACCUUUUCAAAUCUUGAUUGCAUUGAUGAUUAUGAAUCUGUAAAACAGUCUAUUCUUGAUGCUUAUGCAAUCACACCUGACGGCUACAGACAAAAGUUUCGAAGUCUUACUAAGUCUCCUCAUAGUACCUUUGCUGAAUUUUUUACUGAGAAAGCUAGAUUGUUUAACAAAUGGCUAGAUUCAACUUCCACUAAAUCUUUCUCACAAUUAAAAGAUCUUCUUAUUUUAGAGGAAGUAAAAAGAAAGUUACCCUUCGAUAUUCUUAAGCAUAUAGAGGAGAGGGGUGAAACAGAUCUCCUUAAAGCAGCACAAAUAGCAGAUUCAUUUGCGCUUUUGAAAAGGUCACAGCUGGGUAAGGUAGACAAGGUCAGAUUUUAUGUACAGUCCUCCUCUGGUGAAAACCUUGGGGCUAAUGGUGGUAAAGCUGGCAAAAUUACUCCAUUAAACUUUUGUUCUUAUUGCAAGCGAGCAGGUCAUACCAUAGACAAGUGCAAAGACCCAAAGUGUAGAAAGUCUGGCAUAAAUGUAAGACCAUUCAUAAAUCCAAGUAUUCAAGCUUUUGAACCAAAGCCAGUGUCAAGUGUUACAAAUGUAAACUCUCCAGAUCCAUUCAGUGAUUUUAAAUAUCGGGGAACUGUCUCUCUUGAUUCAAUGAGUAAAUCAUAUCCCAUACUCAUUCUUAGGGAUACUGGAGCUGCUCAAAGUAUAAUUCUUAGGUCUGCUUUACCUGGAAUUGAGACAAAAUAUACAGGUGAAAAAGUUCUUGUUAAAGACUUAACUUCAAAGAUUAGUUAUAAACUAGCAAAUAUUUUUCUCAGUUCUGAUUUUGUAUCAGGUGAAGUAAAGAUAGCUGUGACAGAAAAGGCUUUUCCUAUAAAGGGAAUAAGUUUAAUUCUGGGACAUGAUCUAGCAGGGAAAUUAGUGUACCCUACAGUUAAUGUUGUUGCUAAGCCUUUACCCUAUAGCCCAACUAAAGAACUGGAUCAGAAACAACCUCAUAUUUUCCCUGUAUGUGCUGUUACUCGUUCUCAGAAGCUAAAUAAAUCCCCUAUAGAAAAACAGAAUCCAGUUGAUAAACUGAUCUCUCAAGAGAUCACCCGAAUUAAAUUAACUGCAGCUCAGAACGAUGAUCCCUCUCUUGCUAAGUGCAGACAUGUUGCUUCAGACAGCCUUAAAGAUCACAAGGUCCCUGGUUUUUAUUAUCAUGACGGACUAUUAAUGAGAGUAUUCCGCCCUCCUGAACUCCGUGCUUUAGAUACAUGGUCAGAAGUACAUCAAGUCGUAAUUCCUUUGUCAAUUCGGGAAUCAGUCAUGAAACUUGCACAUGAUGGUUUAGCAGGUCACUUAGGUAUUCAAAAAACCUACAAGAAAGUACUUCAACAUUUCUAUUGGCCAGGUAUGAAGAAAGAUAUUACAAUGUUUAUCAGGUCAUGUCAUGUGUGUCAAGUUGGAGGAAAGCCUAAUCAAAUAAUUCCAAAAGCUCCUCUACAUCCUAUUCAAGUAGUCUCAGAUCCAUUCGAAAGAAUCGUAAUUGACUGUGUAGGACCACUGCCUAAAACAAAGAAAGGGAACCAGUAUCUCUUUACAAUUAUGGAUACUGCUACAAGAUAUCCAGAGGUUUACCCUUUAAAGAAUAUUUCUGCUAGUUCCAUUGUAAAAUGUCUACUUCAUUUUUUCACUUCAUUUGGAAUCCCUAAAGAGAUUCAAUGUGAUAAAGGCAGUAAUUUCACAAGUGACUUGUUUCAAAAAGUCUUAGAACUGUUAGGUAUCUCGCAACAGAUGUCAACAGCUUACCAUCCCCAGUCACAAGGUUGCCUUGAGAGAUUUCACCAGACCUUAAAAUCUAUGCUUAAAAAGUAUUGCUUAGAAACAGGGAAUUCCUGGGAUGAGAACAUUCAUUUUCUUCUGUUUGCCCUGAGGGAAUGUCCACAAGAAUCACUUGGAUACUCUCCAUUUGAAUUACUAUAUGGAAGACAGAUUAGAGGUCCACUUAAAGUUCUUAAAGAUCAGUGGUUUUCAGACUCUUCAACUCUCCCUAAUCAAACCGUGGCAUCUUACAUAGAUAAUCUUAGAGCUAAGUUAUCAGAGGCAAGGAAAUUGGCUCUCUCUAAUCUUAAUAACGCCCAAAUCAGAAUGAAGUUUUCUCAUGAUUUAAAAUCUCAAAUUCGAGAAUUCUCUCCUGGAGAUAAGGUUUUACUUUUCCUUCCUAUCCCAGGAAACCCUCUAAAGAGUAAAUUCACUGGGCCUUAUGUUGUUUCCCAUAAAGUUUCUAAUUACAAUUAUGUAGUUCAAACUCCUGAUAGACGUAAAGAUACCCAGUUGGUACAUAUCAACUUAAUCAAGUCCUAUAUUGACAGGCAGCCAAAGGAGGACUUAGCCAAAGGCAAAUCUAUUGCAUGUAUGAUUCCUCAGGAAUCUUCCAUAACUUCUAUGUCUAAUGAGUAA